Geodia barretti is the source of this 1488-nucleotide messenger RNA. Lineage: Eukaryota; Metazoa; Porifera; Demospongiae; Tetractinellida; Geodiidae. The record is from the annotation of a GenBank genome assembly.
CACACCGCCUCUUUCUCCUCCCCUUUUCUCGCUUGUGGAAGGCGUUCCAUACACAGUACUGUUGUUUCUAGGGUACCGUACGAGGCGUGGGGUGUGCUCUUGUCGCUGUUCACUUUUGGGAACACUCGCGCGGACACUAUCUCUGGUGCAAAACGAAUGGGAGGAGGAAACAACGGUAUGCAUCGAGGUGGUGGAUCAGUGAGGACCAUGAUGGCCCUCUGUCUGGGGGGACUGGUGCUCGUGACGGUCCUCUACUUGGCCAAGAGAGUGGAUUCCAACAGGACACACAGGGAGCUGGAUCUAGUCAAGAUUGAGAGCAGGGACAUCACUGAGGGGCUCAACAAUAAACUGAUGGAGUGUAUUGAAAAGGUGGACUCACUGACUCAGGAUUCUACCGUCAUCGGAGGAGAGCUUAAGAGUUGUAAAGACACCAAGGCUGUUGUCAUGGACCAAACUCAAAAGUUGAAGUCAGAGAACGAGAAAUGCAACAAAGAAUUGAAACUUGCUAUAGAAGCACAGACCGAAGCAGAUGUUGGGAUGCAGGGGCUCAGAUCAGAGAAAGAGACAGCCAUUGCAGAGAAACAGUCAGCAGAUAAUGAGCUGCAGGAUAUGCUACAAGAGAACGCGAACAUUCAAUCACAAUUGGACGAAUGUGAUGGAGAAAAGGAGCACCUAAAUUCACAAAAAGAUAUGGAAGGUCGCUGUAAUAGCCAGCUAGUGACAGCUGAGGCCAAGCUGAAGACAGCCACCGAGAGAGAGGCUAGUCUGUUCACUGAAGUACAGGCUCUUACCUCUCAGAAGAAGACUUUAGAGGCACGUGUGGCACAGCUAUUAACUCAGCUCUCUCGAGCCACUGAAGCAGACGAACAUAAUGAACACAAGCUAAACCAAAGGCUGAAAUGAGACAAGGUGGACCCCAAAGACAAGGCCAUGUUCCAAAAAGAUGGCAGAGACCAAGGAGACCACGGAGACCAAGAAGACCAAGGAGAGCAAGAAGAGACUGGUGAAGCAGGUGGCCUUGAAUUUCCACCUGGUGGCUUGUAGCACGACAGCCAAACCAAGUUUAAUUGAUCAAGAUAAGAGACUUGCAUGGAAUUCACGUACAGACAAAAGCAACAAUAAAUCUUCCAAUUGAUGAACAAAAAACACACUGGGCGCACAACACACUAAAAAUUUAUAAGAUACAAACAAAUCUUGAAAGAAAAAAACGUCAAUUUUGUUAUGAAAAAGAAAAACGAAAGAAAAAGUUUGAUGAGGUAAAAUGGACUGCAGGAAUUAGAAAAUGCAUUGAGAAAGCCUUGCUUUUGGGCGGAGUUUGAACAACACAAAUGAGAAAUCAUAAUUUGUUAAACAUAUACACAUCUACAAACACUGCUAUAUAUAAUUUUGGCAACGAGAAACAAAUGAAGAGGCAAAAGUUUACAAACGCACAGAGAAAAGUUGUUAAUAAUAAUAGGAGAGUGAUAAUAAUAUCGAAGUUGGCUGAGA